GCCAAGCGUUUGCACGAUUGUGGGAAAGCAGCUAGCGUGAAAAUAAACAUUGAAGAGACCAAAGACGUGCGUGAUCGAGUGCCGGGAGGAACUUUUGCGUAAUACUAAUAAAUCAGAAUGUUUCUCACAAAUAUUUUGUUGAAGAAGGCGAAAAGCAAGAAUAUUCUGGUCCUGAUGGAAAGUGCCGUCAGCGGUCAUCAGUUUCUGAAGAUCCGAGAACGAUUGGCCGAUAAGCUGGAGAUGAUUCGAUUCGAUCCAUACAUUCAACGCAACAGCCUGUACAAAGAACGAAAGCGCGUAAGGAGUUUGAAUUAAUAAUGUCUGUAGGUAUGUUGGGUAUAAUAUAUUGGCGUUACUCUGUUUAGCGGA
Messenger RNA from Aedes albopictus (Asian tiger mosquito), 369 nucleotides. It is a transcript of the gene mRpL33, whose product is annotated as large ribosomal subunit protein bL33m. The coding region runs from base 118 to 315 and encodes 65 amino acids. Lineage: Eukaryota; Metazoa; Arthropoda; Insecta; Diptera; Culicidae. The transcript has 3 exons. Gene Ontology annotation, biological process: translation. The record is from RefSeq and is a predicted model, not a curated record. Gene Ontology annotation, cellular component: mitochondrion.